AUGGCUUACGUUAAGCCUUGUAUUUGUAUAUAUUCACAGUAUGAUGAAUGGGAAAAUCUCACGGAAUUGAUUCCUUUAUGGUACCAGAUUUGCCUAGGUUAUUUCCGCUGCAACCUAGUCUCUCUGCCCCUUCUCUUCUUCAUCCCUUUCAUCUUCUUCUUCCCUGUUUCUAUAGCAGCCAUGUCGGACUCCAAGUUCCACCCCGCCAUGACUGUUUCAAAUAUCAAAUCCAACAUUAUUCCCGUCACUCUUGAAAUGGAGAAUGUUGAAUACUCCAUGUGUGCGGAGUUAUUUAAAUUUCACGCAAGAUCACAUAAGGUUCUUCAUCACAUCAUUACUCCUAAGAAGAAGGCCCCUGCACCUUCCACGGAUGAGGAGAAAGAGAUGUGGACAAUUUUGGAUGCAACAGUGCUCGGCUGGAUUUACUCUACAAUCUCACGCGACCUCUUGAAUACCAUCAUGGAACCUGACUCUACGGCAAAGGAGGCUUGGGAACAUUUGCGUGACAUUUUCCAAGACAAUCAAAACUCCCGAGCCGUCACUCUUGAACAAGAAUUUUCUAACACCAAUAUGGAGGAUUUCCCUAAUGUUUCGGCUUAUUGUCAGCGGCUUAAGAGUCUCUCCGAUCAGUUGAAAAAUUUUGGUGCACCGGUGGAUAAUAAUCGGCUUGUUCUUCAAUUGGUUUCGGGUCUCUCGGAACCUUACAAUGGUGUUGCUACCUUGAUUAGGCAGAGUAAUCCUCUACCUCAAUUUUAUCAAGAUCGUUCAAUGCUCACAUUGGAGGAGGUUGGUUUAGCAAAGCAGGCGGUUACGGCGUCGGCUAUGGUGGCGAGUGCUCCACGGAAAUCAUCAAAUUCCGGGGGUGAUUCCGGGAAUUCUCGUGACAAAAAUCAUAAAAACCAGAAAAAAUCCGGCUCCCGCAAGCAGUCUGGUGGUGGACGCGGUGGCGCAGGUGGUCAGUCCGGCGGCAGUCUCGGUCAGAGCUCCGACAGUGUCCCCGGUCAGCAGUAG
This is a messenger RNA of Chenopodium quinoa (quinoa), 1011 nucleotides long. RefSeq lists its product as uncharacterized. The coding region runs from base 1 to 1011 and encodes 336 amino acids. The transcript has a single exon. The record is from RefSeq and is a predicted model, not a curated record. Lineage: Eukaryota; Viridiplantae; Streptophyta; Magnoliopsida; Caryophyllales; Amaranthaceae.